AUGCCAGAUCGACUAUACAAAGGCCGCGAGGGCGGCAACUUUGUUUUGAUCGAGCGACAGCUCCAUGCAACAGAACAGUCAGCCAAAGUGCUGCUGCGCGAGGCAUUACAGGCACAGUCCGACAUUGACAGCGCAUUCCAGAUGAGCCAGGAGAUUUGGCGCGAUGAGCAACAGCGACGCAAGAUGCUGUCGGACCAUGUGUCCUCCAUCACGCACGUGGUCAAGUCCCUGAACCGCGAGUUGGAGGCUGUUGAAUCCCGCAUCAACGAACAACUCGUCGGCGUUCGUCAGUACUGCCAAGCACUACAGUCCAAACUGGAUGCAAGCUUUUCCCAGUUGGGAUUCACACACGUACAGCAGGAACACGUCAACGCACGUGUUCGGGAAGCGUUUCAAGCCGUCACCACCUCGCAACAGGCGUUUCAGACGGCCAUUCAAGACCAGCUGCGACGGUUUGGCGAACGCGUGGAUGCGCUCGCAGUGCAGGUCAACCACAGCCUUGCAAGCAAGACGUCGACGGACUCCAUCGGACACAUGCAGGCGACCGGUCUCACAGAAGCCCAGGCCGCACUCAACGUUCGCGUGGAGAACCUCGACGGAAAGGUCGGGCAGCUACUACGCGAGGUGCGUACGGCGCACGACAGCAUGAAUGAUCUGCGGCUUCAGCAGCAACAGGAACACAUGUCCGUGCAGGCCGCACUGGAGGACAUUCGCCGCGCAAUGGAACACGAACGGGACGAACGCGAACGAAAGUCAGAAGACGCAGCAAAAUCCAUGACCGCAUUUGUGGAGGAGAAGUUGAAGGAGUUGCGCGAACAGCACGCGAGCGAUCUGACUACAAAGACACAGACCAUUCACUCAAAGCUCGCAGACGUCACGCGUGAAAUACAGCAGCAAACACAACAGCUGUCGAGUGAGCAGGGGACACUUGCUGGCACACUCAAGACGGAAACGGGCCAGGAAGUGGCGAGGCUGGAAUCUACCAUCCAUGCCCUCCAAGAAUCGCUGCAACGCGUCAAGGCGCGGCAGAAGGAGCAGGUGCAGACCCUCGAUCUCCUUGCAGAUGCACUGGACGAGAAGACAGCGCGGCUCACAGAAAGAAUUGAGGCCGUGGUCAAGUCUGUCGUGAUUGUGUGAAGGCCAGCAAGAAUGGAUGGAAACAACCGCUUGCUUGUGUUGCUUGCUGACUUGCUUGCAGGCAUGCAUACAUGUCCUGGGUUGUGCUGAACAACUGUUAAUCGCCCCUUGUGAACUGCUUGUUGUCAUGCUAUGUGAUGUCACCCGAUGAAGCUGGAACGUUGUAGAUAAAGUAAAUCAUCAUUCCCUG
Molecule: messenger RNA, 1327 nt
Organism: Salpingoeca rosetta
Lineage: Eukaryota; Choanoflagellata; Craspedida; Salpingoecidae
Exons: 11
Coding region: 1-1137 (378 amino acids)
Source: RefSeq, a predicted model, not a curated record